Cuscuta campestris is the source of this 1333-nucleotide messenger RNA. Lineage: Eukaryota; Viridiplantae; Streptophyta; Magnoliopsida; Solanales; Convolvulaceae. The record is from the annotation of a GenBank genome assembly.
GGCUAUUCACAGGGUGUUUCGUGACAUUAUUUGGGGUGUACGGAAUAUUGGCGCACCUGAGCGGCAUGUUCUCUACUGCAACAACCCAAGAUGCUGCUGCCUAUGUUGAGACUGUCUACCCUGUUUUCAGCAUAUUUGCGUUGUUGAGCCUGCACGUGUUCCUGUACGGGUGCAAUCUGUUUGCGUGGAGGAGCACGAGGAUCAACGUCAACUUCAUCUUCGAGUUCCAGCCCAAAACGGCGCUCAAGUACAGAGACGCCUUCCUCAUCUGCACCUCUCUCAUGACGGCGGUGCUCGGGGCCAUGGUUCUCCAUCUCAUCCUCUUCUCCAGAGGCUUUUCUUCUGAUCAAAAACUCGACGUCAUUCCCGCCAUCCUCGUCCUGUCAUUCCUUGGAGUGCUUAUAUGUCCAUUGAACAUUUUUUACCGCCCCACGCGCAUUUGUUUUCUUAGAGUGAUUCGAAACAUUGUCUGCUCUCCAUUUUACAAGGUUUUGAUGGCUGAUUUCUUCAUGGCUGACCAACUAACUAGUCAGAUCCCAUUGCUAAGGCACAUGGAAUCGUCGGCGUGCUAUUUCCUCGCCGGAAGUUUCAAGACCCACAAAUACGAGACCUGCAAAUCCGGCCGGAUGUUCACGGAGCUCGCUUACCUCAUCUCCUUCGCGCCCUACUACUGGCGGGCUGCCCAGUGCGCCCGGCGGUGGCUCGACGAGGACGACGCCAGCCACCUCGCCAACUUCGGCAAGUAUCUCUCUGCGAUGGUCGCCGCCGGGGCCAGGCUAACGUACGCCAGGCAGCCCGAAUCGCAGCUCUGGCUCGCCAUCGUGCUCGCCACUUCAUCUACGGCCACCGUUUACCAACUCUAUUGGGAUUUCGUCAAGGAUUGGGGAUUUUUCAACCUCGAUUCCAAGAACACGUUGCUCCGAGAUGAUUUGGUUCUCAAGAAUAAGAUCGUCUACUAUGUUUCCAUUGCCUUGAAUUUUGUCUUGAGGCUGGCAUGGGUGGAGACAGUGAUGCGUUUCAACGUUGGGGUAUUCGAGUCACGCCUCCUCGACUUCUCACUCGCUUCACUUGAGGUCAUCCGACGCGGGCAUUGGAACUUCUAUAGGUUGGAGAAUGAGCAUUUGAACAAUGUUGGAAAGUUUAGGGCAGUGAAAGCCGUUCCAUUGCCGUUUCGCGAAACAGACUCUGAUGUCUAAUCUAAUGUGUUUCUCAUUAUUAUUAUUACGAAUACUAUUUCAGUGUGUAGAUAUGAAGAAAAUGUAUCCGGAUGUGCUAAACUGUAAAGAUCAUAAUAACAUAAUCUUCUUGACUUGUAUAAAUCCCAGUCUCUGGA